AUGCAUUUCAAUAAUUCAAGGAUAUUUCUUUGGUCGGACUCCACCAUUGCCCUUCAUUGGGUGAGCUCACCCUCUCGGCGAUGGUCGACCUUCGUGGCAAAUCGAGUGGGCGAGGUUCAACCACUCGCCGAAAUUAGAGACUGGCGCCAUGUUAACUCAGAAAACAAUCCUGCCGAUGUUCUGUCGCGCGGGUUGAAUCCUAGCGAAUUAAUUGAUUCUAAUUUUUGGUGGCAUGGACCUUCUUUUUUACUAAACGAUGAUGAGCUCUGGCCGAGCGGCACUGUGCCGCAAUCCAAGGGGGAGCUCCCCGAACAAAAAAAGGUAGCCUCAAAUGUGAUCGCGAGUCGUAAUCACAUCAUCGACGAAUUGCUAACCAGAUUUUCGCGCCUUACUAGAAUCACGCGGAUAGUAGCUUAUUGUUUGAGGUUCUCGAAGGCAUAUCGUCCGGACAUUCCGUCAAUGCUUAUAUCUCCCGCCGAAGCAACGCGCGCGCUGGAUAUUAUAUCCAAGAUUGUGCAGGAGCAGUCUUUUCCGGCGGAAUACAGGGCUUUGCGCAAAAAGGAUGCUAUAACCGCUCCUAGCAAUAUAUCAUCGUUAAACCCCUUUAUGGACGAUUCAGGGCUAAUACGGGUAGGGGGUCGGUUAGGCAAAUCAAGCCUACAGCGCGACGCGCGUCACCCGGUAUUGUUGCCGUCCAGCCACGCGCUCACCCGGCUGAUUAUAGAGCAACAGCACGUGCGUAACCUACAUGCGGGCGCACAGGCCACCAUGGCUGAGCGUCAGGCAGAGGUUUUGGCCUUUAUCUCUGCGAUCCGCUACGCGUAG
Trachymyrmex cornetzi is the source of this 825-nucleotide messenger RNA. RefSeq lists its product as uncharacterized. The record is from RefSeq and is a predicted model, not a curated record. NCBI's taxonomy places the organism in Eukaryota, Metazoa, Arthropoda, Insecta, Hymenoptera, Formicidae. The transcript has a single exon. The coding region runs from base 1 to 825 and encodes 274 amino acids.